Molecule: messenger RNA, 1480 nt
Organism: Aspergillus pseudonomiae
Lineage: Eukaryota; Fungi; Ascomycota; Eurotiomycetes; Eurotiales; Aspergillaceae
Exons: 3
Coding region: 192-1301 (369 amino acids)
Source: RefSeq, a predicted model, not a curated record
AUCCACUUCAGCACAUGUUUCAUUCCAUUGCGGAGGACAAGAUUUGCUUCCGCGAAUGAAUGGUUCGACAUACGACGCAAGGGGGAUUCCCGGGUUUUGCUCAUUCGCCUAUAUUAGACUAAGCAUUGCUUCCCUCGCCUUUUGCGAGGGAGUUGCGCGGUAUCCGGCUCCAUGGUACUGACUUGCACCUCAUGGUGAAUGAUCAGGACGAUCUUCAGCAAUGGUCGAUAGCCACCACGGCCUCCGUCACGGUGCUGGCGUUCGUGACGGUUUGCCUUCGACUGCUUGCACGGUAUGAAAGGAAGCAGAAACUAUGGUGGGACGACUACAUGAUCAUAUUUUCCAUGUUAUGGAACCUCGUCGUUGUUGGGUUUAUCUACGCCAUGAUAAAGGAAGGAAUGGGUCUUCAUGCCAACACGAUCCCAACCAGUAACGUCGUCAUGGUUGCGAAGUACCUAGUGGUGGCCGAGAUUCUUUACGUAUUCAACCUCGUCUGGACCAAACUCAGUAUCCUGCUCAUGUACUACCGCAUCUUCCACUUCCCUUACUUCAAGACAUGGGCAUACAUCAUCGGCACCUUCGUCAUUCUCUGGGUCAUCUGCAUCACCUUCCUCUUCAUCUUCAUCUGCGUCCCGGUCGAAAAGCUCUGGUAUCCGCAGAUCCCCGGCCGCUGCAUCAACCAAGUCGGCACAUGGAUCGCCAACGCCGUGUCAACAAUCGCGACCGAUAUCAUCAUCCUGCUGCUCCCGAUCCCACAAGUCUGGAAGCUCCAACUCCAGCUUUCCGAGAAAAUCGCCGUCUCAAUCGCAUUCGGCCUCGGCUUCUUCGUGGUCUUCGCCUCCGCCUACCGCUUCUCCGUCCUCUUCACCUACUCCGCAGCCGACUCCUCCUACACGCUCGCGCCAACCGUCGGCUGGACCGCCAUCGAAAUGUCCGCCGGCAUCGUCUCCGCCUGCCUCCCAACACUCCGCCCCGCCCUCCGCUUCUUCGCACGCAAGCUAGGCAUCCACGGCCGCCUACCCGCCCUAUUCCAGAGCACAACGGCCCAAACGACCAAGGCCUCGAAUCCCGCGACCGGCCCGGAAGACAGCACCUCCACCAUACUCCAGCACCCGAAACGGCACUCGUUCUACCACCUCCCCGACGAGACGGGGGAGCAGGGCACGUCUUUCAGACCGGACUAUGUGAAGACGUACACGAAUGUCCUGGGGCCGCGGGUAAGUGGGCGGCUGAGUGGCGAUGAGAUUCCUUUGAAUGGUAUCCGCGUGGAUCGGGAGUUUACGCAGACUAGUAAGCGGUAGGGCUUAGGGUUGGCUGGUUGCGUUGUAGUGUAGUGUGUUGUAAUGAAUGAUAAUGUUAUGCCGUUUGGUAUCUUGUCUUUGUAUGCAUGUGGUGUGUAUGGGGCUGGCUAGCUAUCGAGCUACUAGCUAUGAACUGCCGUGGUGUGGGCGUACAUUGCCUUUGUGUUGCAUUGUUGCAU